Molecule: messenger RNA, 4042 nt
Organism: Arabidopsis lyrata subsp. lyrata
Lineage: Eukaryota; Viridiplantae; Streptophyta; Magnoliopsida; Brassicales; Brassicaceae
Product: disease resistance protein RPS4
Exons: 7
Coding region: 164-3751 (1195 amino acids)
Biological process (GO): defense response; signal transduction
Molecular function (GO): ADP binding
Source: RefSeq, a predicted model, not a curated record
AGAGGUGGCUGACAAAAGAGUACCGUACCGUAUCCUCUCUUCUAUCGAAGCUGAUGUAAACAUCGCUGCAAUCCACCAUAAUUAAGGUUGUUUGUGCAAGCAUGUCGUCUGUCUUGUAUCUCAAAAGGAAACACAAGAACGAUUUGUUUCCUAACAAACUCCGAUGGAGGAGGCCUCUUCUUCCCAGGUCAAAGCACUUCCCUUGCCACCGCAGCAUCAAGUGUUUGUCAAUUUCAGAGGAGAAGAGCUGCGGAACAGCUUCGUUAGCCAUCUCAGAAGUGCAUUGGUUAGGCAUGGGGUCAACAUCUUCAUAGACACGAAUGAGCAGAAAGGUAAACCUUUACAUGUCUUUUUCGAGAGGAUUGAAGAGUCGAGGAUCGCUUUGGCCAUUUUUUCUCUUAGGUACACCGAGUCGAAAUGGUGCUUGAACGAGCUGGUGAAGAUGAAGGAAUGCAUGGACAAGGGAAAACUCCUCAUCAUUCCCAUCUUCUACAAGGUUAAAGCAUACGAAGUUCGGUAUCAGAAGGGACGGUUCGGUUAUGUAUUCAAAAAUUUGCGCAAUGCUGAUGUUCACCAGAAAAACCAGUGGUCUGAAGCUUUGAGCUCUGUUGCAGACCGGAUCGGCUUCCCCUUCGAUGGAAAGAGCGACGAGAACAACUUCAUCAAUGGUAUUGUUGAAGAGGUUAAAGAAGCGCUGAGCAAAAUUUUGUUGGACAAAACCAAAGAUGCUUUCUUCUAUCAUUCGAAAAACACUUCAAUGUCCUUAGGAAGAGAAAAGCAUGAGAUUUAUGGACUCAAACAACGGUUAGAAGAAUUGAAGGAGAAGCUAGAUCUUGAUUGUGAGGAGACUCGGAUUUUGGGAGUUGUUGGGAUGCCCGGUAUUGGUAAAACUACUCUUGCAAGGGAGAUAUAUGAAUCUUUGCGGUGCAAGUUCUUAAGGCAUGGGUUAAUCCAAGAUAUUCGUAGAACAUCGAAGGAGCUCGGGUUGGAUUGCUUGCCUGCAUUACUCUUGGAAGAGUUACUCGGUGUGAGAAUUCCAGACAUAGAAUCUACUCGAUGUGCAUAUGAAUCUUACAAGAUGGAACUAUAUACGCAUAAAGUUCUUGUUGUUCUCGACGAUGUGAGUGACAAGGAACAGAUAGAUGUUCUUCUGGGGAGAUGCGACUGGAUUAGGCAGGGAAGUAGGAUUGUCAUUGCAACAAGCGACAAAUCACUAAUCCAAGAUGUGGCUGACUAUACUUAUGUUGUCCCACAGUUGAACCACAAAGACGGCUUAGGCCACUUUGGGCGUUAUGCCUUCGAUCAUCAUUCCAACAUACACAACAAUGAAGUCAUCAUGAAGCUAUCAAAAGAGUUUGUGCAUUAUGGUAGAGGUCAUCCACUUGUUCUAAAGUUGUUGGGGGCAGAUCUUAAUGGGAAAGACGAGGACCAUUGGAAAACAAAAUUGGCUACACUUGCAGAAAAUUCCAGCCAGAGUAUUCGAGAUGUGUUACAAGUAAGUUAUGAUGAGCUGAGUCAAGAGCAUAAAGAUAUAUUUCUCGACAUAGCUUGUUUUAGAUCGGAAGAUGAGAGUUACAUUGCUAGUCUACUGGAUUCAUCUGAAGCUGCAAGUGAAAUAAAAGCUCUCAUGAAUAAAUUCAUGAUUAAUGUUUCUGAGGACCGAGUAGAGAUGCAUGAUUUGCUAUAUACUUUCGCCAGGGAACUUUGCCGAAGAGCAUACACUCAAGAUAGAAGGGGGCCACAUAGGUUGUGGCACCACCAAGACAUAACGGAUGUGCUAAAGAACAUAGAGGAAGGCGCAGAAGUCAGAGGGAUUUUCCUAAACAUGAAUGAAAUGAAGAGAGAGAUGAGCUUAGACAGUUGCACUUUCAAACCGAUGCACGGUCUCCGAUACCUCAAGAUCUAUAGCUCACAUUGUCCUCAGCAAUGUAAACCUAACAAUAAGAUAAACCUUCCUGAUGGACUAAACUUCCCACUGAACGAGGUCCGAUAUCUCCACUGGCUACAGUUCCCAUUGAAGGAAAUUCCACCAGAUUUCAACCCUCGAAAUCUUGUCGACCUUAAGCUUCCCCACAGCAAGAUUGAACGAAUCUGGAGUAAUGAUAAGGAUAAGGAUACACCAAAAUUAAAGUGGGUCAAUCUCAAUCAUUCAAGUAACUUGUGGGACUUGUCGGGGUUAUCAAAGGCUCAAAGUCUUGUUUUCCUAAAUCUAAAAGGGUGCACAAGUCUCAAGUCUCUUCCGGAGAUAAAUUUAGUCUCUUUGGAAAUUCUCAUCCUCAGCAACUGCUCAAACCUUAAAGAAUUCCGGGUGAUCUCACAAAAUCUAGAAACUCUAUACUUGGAUGGCACUUCAAUAAAAGAACUUCCUUUGAACUUCAAUAUACUCCAGAGACUUGUUAUAUUGAAUAUGAAAGGAUGCACGAAGCUGAAGGAGUUUCCGGAUUGUCUCGAUGACUUGAAAGCUCUUAAAGAAUUGAUACUCUCAGAUUGUUCGAAGCUCCAAAAAUUUCCUGCAAUCCGCGAAAGCAUUAUGGUUUUAGAGAUAUUACGAUUGGAUGCUACAACCAUAACAGAGAUUCCAAUGAUAUCGUCGUUACAAUGUUUAUGCUUCAGUAAGAAUGAUCAGAUCAGCUCCCUUCCAGAUAACAUCAGCCAACUUUUUCAACUAAAAUGGUUGGACUUGAAGUAUUGUAAGAGACUUACAUCUAUUCCAAAGCUUCCACCAAAUCUUCAACACUUAGAUGCACACGGCUGUUGCUCACUUAAGACAGUCUCGAAUCCACUGGCAUGCCUUACUACAACUCAACAGAUUUAUUCAACAUUCAUUUUCUCUAACUGCAACAAACUCGAAAGGAGUGCAAAAGAAGAAAUAUCUUCCUUUGCUCAAAGGAAAUGUCAGCUACUUUUAGAUGCACAAAAGCGCUGCAAUGGUUCUGAUUCGGAGCCUUUGUUCAGUAUUUGCUUUCCUGGAAGUGAACUACCUUCAUGGUUCUGUCAUGAAGCUGUUGGACCUGUAUUAGAGCUCAGAAUGCCUCCACAUUGGCACGAAAAUAGGCUUGCCAGUGUAGCUUUAUGUGCUGUUGUCUCGUUUCCAAAAUCUGAAGAACAAAUCAACUGUUUUUCGGUGAAAUGCACAUUCAAACUAGAAGUAAAAGAAGGGUCGUGGAUCGAAUUUUCAUUCCCAGUUGGAAGAUGGAGUAAUCAGGACAAUAUAGUUGAGACUAUUGCAUCAGAGCAUGCCUUUAUUGGGUAUAUCAGUUGUUCAAAGAUCUUUAAACGUCUUGAAAACCAGCAUUUUAGCAGCUCUAAUCCUACAAAAUCCACGCAAUCUAGUAAAUGUAGUCCUACUAAGGCCUCCCUUAAUUUUAUGGUCAUAGAUGGUAAGAGUGAGAUACCGAGAAUCGAAGUGCUCAAGUGCGGCUUAAGGUUUUUUGAAGGUGCUGGGAGCAGUGGAAAUUAUUUAAAGAAGUUGGAAGUGAAAGAAGCUGAACAAAAUCUAAGUGCUGUAAAAGUGUCAGAAGAUUGGACGUAUGGAUCAAGUAGUAGAUGCACCCAUGUUGUCAAAACAUGUCCAGAACAGAGCCAAGAGACAGUUACCACAGAGGUUGAAGCUUCACCUGAAAAAGCUGACAAUGCAGAAUUUCAAAUCAAUAUCAUCACCCCACGUGAAGCUCAACCACAACCACGCCCAUGUGCGAAAACUUCGAAAUGGGUAUGUUUUACUUGUUGUGACUUCCAAAAACAUCUAUGAACAAUGGAAGAAUAAGAUUAUCAACUCUAGAUGAGUAGCCAAGAACCACCAGUGCACAUAAAAGAAGAAACCAAAGAAUGAAGAUUUCCAAGACGUGGGACUUGGUAGAAAAACUCUUCUGUUGGAUUUAUCUCUAUCACUCUUUUCUUUAUUGAUUGUUUGCUUGUACCCACCUAAAUGGUAAUUUAAGUUCUUUGGGUAUUAAGUUUUUGUGUGAAUCAUUGAUUUGAAUGCUUGGGUUUUCGUUACAUUGAGCUUAAUAUAUACUUUUACAGUUGUACUCAUAUAGUA